UGUUAUGUAGUACUUCUGAGUCUUAAGUUUUGCUCAUCAUCUCCCAUGUCUUGAGUUUCAACAUUCUGCAUAAACAUAAUCAUCAAAAUCCUCUGCUGACUUAUCAAAAAAAAAAAUUAAUCAAAAUCCUCUGCUUCUGUUUUGGAUGUUUGAUUGCAUUUCUAAUAUUUGUGAUAAUGCUUAUGCAUUCUCUUUUAAGCAUCUGCUAGUGGUGACUGCUUUAUAAAUCAUGAGUUUCUUGACAGAAUCAUCGACCCAUACUUGGCAACCCACCACAACUUCAGAUACUACUACUCCAAGUUAUUGGUUGAAUUGGAGGUUCUUCUUAUGUGCAGUGUGGAUUUUAAUCUCCCUGACUUUUGCAUCUUUUUUAAUAUUAAAGCAUGAAGGAUUCAAGAAAACAAGACCUGAUCAGAGGGGAGAAAAUCAAGCUGGAUUGGUAUAUGAGGAUGAAGCAUGGAACACAUGUCUAAUAGGAAUCGAUCCUUCAUGGCUGCUUAUUUAUAGAGUGAUUUCUUUUAUUGUGCUUUUGGCUUUGAUUAUUGCUAAUGUGGCUGCUGAAGGAGCUGGCAUAUUUUACUUCUACACUCAAUUGACCUUUUCGCUGCUGACAAUUUACUUUGGGCUUGGAUCAUUAUUCUCUUUAUAUGGAUGUUUAUUUAAACAAAAUAAAUUUGAAGACAGAGGUGCCAAUAGUGCUGCUUUUGACACAGAGCUAGGCACUUAUCAUACUCGGAAAAUUGCUGGUGUAUGGGGUUACAUUUUCCAAAUACUUUAUCAGACCUGUGCAGGUGCUGUACUGCUCACUGACUCUGUAUUCUGGUUCAUCAUUUAUCCAAUUCGAACAAACAAAGAUUACGGUCUGGAUUUUUUGAUUUUUUGUAUGCAUACAAUUAAUGCUGUUUUCCUCCUCGGUGACACAUCAUUGAAUUGCAUGAGAUUUCCAAUGUUUCGGAUUGCAUACUUUGUGUUGUGGACAGCUGCAUUUGUGAUUUUUCAGUGGAUCAUCCAUGCUUGCUUUUCAAUUGGGUGGCCUUAUCCCUUCCUUGACUUGUCAUCCAAAUAUGCCCCUUUAUGGUACUUGGCGGUGGGUCUCAUGCAUUUUCCAUGCUACGGUUUCUUUGCUUUAGUAGUGACGGUGAAGCACUCAUGGUUAUCAAAAUCUUUUCCUGGGUCUUCCCGGUUUGAGGGAUGAUUCCACAAUAUUCAUAGUUGAAGAGGGUUUUAAGCACUCAUGGUUAAUUAUCAAAAUCUUUUCUGGGUAAACUGGGAAAGGAUAUUUUUAGCGCUACAUCUUGCAACAUGCCUUGUAAUUUUCGUCGAAGACAUGUGUUGUAAUUUGGUUAAGUGACCGUUGUAAAGUAGUUAGAAUAUUUAGUUUAUAAAUA
Lotus japonicus is the source of this 1388-nucleotide messenger RNA. RefSeq lists its product as uncharacterized. The record is from RefSeq and is a predicted model, not a curated record. NCBI's taxonomy places the organism in Eukaryota, Viridiplantae, Streptophyta, Magnoliopsida, Fabales, Fabaceae. Bases 230 to 1195 code for a protein of 321 amino acids. Gene Ontology annotation, cellular component: membrane. The transcript is spliced from 8 exons.